Colossoma macropomum (tambaqui) is the source of this 3933-nucleotide messenger RNA. RefSeq names its product cactin (gene cactin). NCBI's taxonomy places the organism in Eukaryota, Metazoa, Chordata, Actinopteri, Characiformes, Serrasalmidae. The coding region runs from base 47 to 2665 and encodes 872 amino acids. The transcript has 10 exons. Gene Ontology annotation, biological process: negative regulation of innate immune response; mRNA cis splicing, via spliceosome. Gene Ontology annotation, molecular function: protein binding. The record is from RefSeq and is a predicted model, not a curated record. Gene Ontology annotation, cellular component: spliceosomal complex; cytoplasm.
UACGCGCCUCUACACAGUCAAGACCCCAACGUAAGCCCGUUCAAACAUGGGUUCGAAGAAGAAGGACCGGAGCAGCAGAACACGGUCCCGGUCCAGAGACCGAGACCGAGACAGGGACAGGGGGAGAAACAGGAACAGAGGAGUCCGUUCACGGUCUCCGGAGGACAGACACGACCGAAACCGAUCUCCUGUGAAAAGCUCUGGAAGGAGAGUCCGAUCAGAGAGCUCGGACAGCGGGGCGCACAGCAGCGCCUCGGAGAGGAAACACAGACAAGCCGCUAAAGACAGAGACAGCUCUUCGUCUGAUGAACAUGGUAGGAAGAAACCCAAGAAGAGUCGUCGCAAGAAUGAAAAGCAAGAACAAAAGCGAAGCAGAAGCUCCUCACGUUCCAGCACUCGCUCCAGCAUGGAGAGGCGGAGAGUGAGGGAUGGCCACAGCAGCGAUAGGGAGAGGAGAAAAAGAUGGAGAAGCACAGAGCGUGAGAGUAGGAGCCCCAGCAGAGAGAGACGGAGGGAGCAAGACAGAGAGAGGAGGAGAAGCAGAAGCAGAAGCAGGGGGAGAGGGAGAAGGAGCGAGGAGAGGGACAGAAAGAGAGAUAGAAGCAGAGGGAGGGGUGAUAGGGACAGGAGCAGGGAGAGGAGGAGGAUGAGGUCACAGUCGGGGUCCUCAGUUUCAUCUGGCUCCUCGGCCUCCGAGCAGGAGGACAGAACAGGAGGACAGUCCUCCAUGUCCCUUAAAGAAGAGAAAAAUAAGCAGAAAGAGCUGAUGAAGGCCCUGGAGACGCCGGAGGAGAAGAGAGCCCGCCGGCUGGCCAAGAAAGAGGCGAAGGAGAGGAAGAAGAGAGAGAAGAUGGGGUGGAGUGAGGAAUAUAUGGGCUACACUAAUGCUGACAACCCGUUUGGAGAUAAUAACCUGUUGGGCACCUUCAAAUGGCAGAAGGCUCUUGAGAAGAAGGGAAUAGCGCAUUUGGGAGAGAAGGAGUUGAAGGAGAGAAACAAGUGCAUCCAAGAGGAGAACCGCAGGGAAUUGCAGAAGGUGAAGCAGUUACGUCUGGAGCGAGAGAGGGAGAAGGCCAUGCGUGAGCAGGAGUUGGAGAUGCUGCAAAGAGAGAAGGAAGCAGAGCAUUUUAAAACCUGGGCAGAGCAAGAGGACAACUUUCAUCUACACCAGGCCAAGCUCAGGUCUAAAAUCCGAAUCCGAGACGGCCGGGCCAAGCCCAUCGACCUGUUGGCCAAGUACAUCAGUGCUGAAGACGAUGACUUGGCUGUGGAAAUGCAUGAGCCGUACACCUUCCUCAAUGGACUCACCGUCACAGACAUGGACGACCUGCUGGAGGACAUCAAGGUGUAUAUGGAGUUGGAACAGGGGAAGAAUGUGGAUUUCUGGAGGGACAUGACCACCAUCACGGAGGACGAGAUAAACAAACUUCGCAAGCUGGAAGCAUCGGGGAAAGGGCCAGGUGAUCGUCGUGAGGGCAUCAACACGUCGGUGAGUACGGACGUGCAGUCAGUGUUUAAAGGGAAGACGUACAGCCAGCUGCAGGCACUGCACAUGAACAUUGAAAGUAAGAUCCAGGCCGGCGGUUCAAACCUGGACAUUGGCUACUGGGAGAGCCUGCUGCAGCAGGUGCGGGUCUACAUGGCCCGGGCCAGGCUGAGGGAGAGGCAUCAGGAUGUGUUGAGGCAGAAGCUGUAUAAGCUGAAGCAGGAGCAGGGAGUGGAGAGUGAACCUCUUUUCCCAAUUAUUAAAGAGGAGCCCGAGAACGAGCAGCCAGUUACACAAGAGGCGGAGCCUGCAGAACAGGAGGCAGGGCCCUCUACCAGCUCUUCCUCGGGAGCAGCCACAGAAAAGAAAAACGUAGAAAGUGAAGAGGAGGAGGAGAAAGAAGGAGAUGAAGAUGCAGAGCCGAGUGCCUCUUCUCCUCGUGGAGUGUCUAAGAAAAAGGGAGGAGAAGGGGAGGAUGAGGAAGAGGAGGAGGGAGAGAAGAGCGGAACAGUGGAGGCGGUGCUGACAGAGGAGGAUCUAAUCCAACAGAGUCAGGCUGAGUACGACUCUGGUCGCUACAGCCCCGUCCUGCUGCAGCCCUCAGAUCUCCCGCUGGACACUCACACCAUCGAUGCUGAGGAGGAUCUGCAGCGCCUCCACCUCGCCCGCAGACAGCUGCAGGUCACGGGUGAUGCUAGCGAAAGUGCAGAGGACGCCUUUGUGCGGCGCGCCAAAGAGGGCAUGGGAGGUGAUGAGGCUCAGUUCAGCGUGGAGCUCCCUCUAACGGGGAAGAUGUACUUGUGGGCUGAUAAAUAUCGCCCACGCAAGCCUCGCUUCUUCAACCGUGUGCACACAGGCUUCGAGUGGAACAAAUACAACCAGACACAUUAUGACUUCGACAACCCGCCGCCCAAGAUUGUGCAGGGCUACAAGUUUAACAUCUUCUACCCGGACCUGAUCGACAAGCGCUCCACACCGCAGUACUUCCUGGAGCCCAGCCCUGACAACAAGGACUUCGGCAUUCUGCGCUUCCAUGCCGGGCCGCCCUACGAGGAUAUCGCCUUUAAAAUCGUGAAUCGUGAGUGGGAGUAUUCACAUCGUCACGGUUUCCGCUGCCAGUUUGCUAACGGAAUCUUCCAGCUGUGGUUCCACUUUAAGCGGUAUCGAUACAGGAGAUAAAUGCUGGAACUGUGGCUAAACAUUAUCAUCUGUACUUCUAAAAAUAAAGGUGCCAAAUGGCUUCCCUGGAGCUGUAGAAGAAUCACUUUUGCUUCCCUAAAGAACCUUUCAAUCAUGUUCUUAUGAAAAAUGGGGGGGGGCCUAAAGACUGGUUUGGGAACCAAAAGUGUUUCUUCUAUGGCAUUGACUCAAAGAACUCAUUUGGGCACCCGUAUUUUUAAGAGCUAAGUGGACAAAUUUGGUUCAUCCGGGCAAACUGAUCUGUGUGUUGUCUGACAGGGCAGUAUUUUUGAAUUUGCAGAGUUUCAGAGGUGACUUUCUGGCAGUGUUUUCUCUGUCCUAAACGUUUUGUUGUUUGAUCCAACUAAGAAGCUAAUUAAGAAGCCCUUUCUGAGUUGAAAUGAAUGUCUCUGAGCAGAAGAAAGAUCUAAGGCCCCAUUUAUACUUGGCAUUAACAUGCAUUCUGUGAUCUGAUCAUAAGUGGACACCACUUAAAACAGGUAUGAAUGGGCUCUAAUACAUCAUUUAGACCACCUUCGGAAGUGGUCAGGGAUGCAUAUGACCACGUGACAUUUGUUAUAUGAAGGAUAAAGUGCCCCAACGAACUGCAAACAAAAGCAGCUGCAUAUAGCUUGAUUUUUGCUCGUCUGCUGUUUGUUCAGUUGCAUAAACAGUGCAUGCAAUCUAAAGAUUUACACGUUUACACGAAUACGGACUCCGUUUUUUUUCUUUUUUUUUUCUUUUUCUUUACCAAGUACCAAGAGACUGAUGUAGUAUUGUGUGCGAGACCUUCCUCCAGCCAUGAUAUCUGAUCAUAAGUGACCACUGGAGACACUUCAAGACGAGUAAAUGGCUACAUGCAUACUUGCUGUUCACUCACGAUCAGAUCACUCAAGAUGGAUGUUAUCAGGUUUGAACAGGGCCUAAUAUACGCAGGGCAGGGCUACUGCAGGACCAGGGUUGGAAACCACUGCUCUAUGGAUGAAAAAUGUCUGUAAAUCAUUAACACUGCCAGAGUAAGAGAUCAGUUAUUGAGUGUACAGUCCAGAGGGUCCCCAUGCAAACCUCCAUGAAGAGGUGAAAGUGAUUUGCAUGGGAUGAACAGAAAAAAAUAAAUUUCUGUAUAUCUUUGUUGAUCAGCAGACUUGCAGCCACCUCUGUGCUUUGUAUAUUCCUGUUAGCUGUUAGAUUGUUUUAUUCUCCUCCUUACUCUACUCCAGUGCUGAUCUUUUUAUUAGUUUGAAUUAAAGUGUAAUUUCUUAAACCUU